Messenger RNA from Diabrotica virgifera virgifera (western corn rootworm), 2992 nucleotides. RefSeq lists its product as uncharacterized. NCBI's taxonomy places the organism in Eukaryota, Metazoa, Arthropoda, Insecta, Coleoptera, Chrysomelidae. The transcript has 2 exons. The record is from RefSeq and is a predicted model, not a curated record. Bases 230 to 622 code for a protein of 130 amino acids.
UCUUUGUUUUCGAAUCCCUGAGAAUAUACAAAAGUGGAAUGAUUCAUAGUUGUGAUAUCCAAAUUUCGUUGUGUUGUGAAUUUGAUAUUUUCAAAUAAUCAGAGAUAAUAUUUCAAGUAUAUAUUAAUAAACUGUAAUACAGAAUAUUAUACGCAGCUACUAAUAAUUUGUGGAAGAUUUAUAGAGCAGUUGUUGGCCCAUACAGUCAUACAGACAUUAACAAAACAAAAUGGAAGGUGAGCAAUUAGUCAAAGUAACAACCCCCACAGUGGAAGAAAUCGAAGAAGAACCUCAAAUUACAAUUCAGAAGCUUAAUAAUAAAAUAGACAACUUCAAACUAAAAAUGCAAGACUUCGGCGAAUUCGUUAAAACCAUGGAAAACAACAAAAUGGAUCGUGUGAAGAAAAACACCGAAACCAUCAAGGUAAUGGCUGAUAUGGUGUUGGAAGAAAUGACUAAAAUGUAUGAACAACUGCUAGUGGAUGUUGCGAAAGGGACUGCCUCAGAGAUUGAUGUUAAGACUUCGGAAAAAAUGUGUGAAACUGUUGAGCGUACUACGUUUGAUAUUAUUCACAAAAUGAAAUUUAUAUAUAAUGAAGGAAACAUCAUGUUAAAUGAAUAGUUAUUUACAGUUUUCGUCUAUGAAUAUUAUGUUUAAAAUUAUUGAUUCUAAUAUUGAAAUACUUUUUGGCUGUAAUUUUAAAAUUAGAAAAGAAUUAUUAUAACAUUUUCAUCAAAAAUUUACAUAAAAUAAAUGGUAAUACUUAGAUUCGACCCACUAUUCUUAUUCUAUCUUACUUGAACACAUAAAUUGGUCCCCGAGAUGAACAUGCCCUUACAGACGGAGAGGCAGCGCCGAAAAAUCUCUCUGAAAUUACUAAAGCUAGUUUUUUCACAGUUGAUUACUGUGACUGUGUAGAGAAACAUACUGCGGUCGGUCAAGUGAAACGUAGAGCAGGUGGUACUGACAGCUUGUCAAAGUUGCUUACCUACGGAGGUAAUUAAAUCCAUUUACUAAGGCUAAAAAUCAGUACACACAUUCUAAAUUGAAUAUAAAUGAAAGUUAUUAUAGUCGGUCAGCUGUAUGACGGGACAGAGCCGGUCGGUCGGUCCCAAUGAAUGUACAGGAUUAUUCACUAUAUUUUGACCCCCUUGUAAACUGCUUUAUUUACAGAAUUAGAAAAAAAUGUAAAAUACAAAAGUUAUUCGACUUUUUAAUUAUGAGUUUUUGACAUAUAUCGUACUAGUGACGUCAUCCAUCUGGGCGUGAUGACGUAAUCGACUAUUUUUUAAACUGAAAAUAGGGGUCGUGUGCUAGCUCAUUAGAAAUCUUAUUAAAUUCUCCAUGCAGUAAUAUAAACAUUAAGAUCAUUAUUUAUACAGGGUGUCCAAAUUUUUUUUUGAAUUAUUAAUUAUACAAUUAAUUUAAUUAAAAAAUUUUUUUGGAGACCCUGUAUAAACAAUCAUGUUAAUGUUUAUAAUACUCAAUAGGGAAUUGAAUAGAAUUUCAAAUGAGCUAGCACACGACCCCUAUUCUCUUCUCAUUUAAAAAAAUAGUCGAUUACUCAUCACGCCCAGAUGGAUGACGUCACUAGUACGAUAUAUAUGUCAAAAAAUCAUAAUUUAAAAAUUGAAUAAGUUUUGUAUUUUACAUUUUUUUCUAAUUCUGUAAAUAAAGCAGUUUAGAGGCGGGUCAAAAUAUAGUGAAUAGCCCUGUAAAUUCAUUUGGGCCGACCGACCGGCUCUGUGCCGUCAUACAGCUGACUGACUAUAAUAUGUAACUUUUAUUUAUAUUCAAUUUAGAAUGUGUGUACUGAUUUUCAGCCUUAGUAAAUGGAUGUAAUUACCUCCGCAGGUAAGCAACUUUGACAUGCUGUCAGUACCACCUGUUCUACGUUUCGCUUGACCGACCGCAGUAUGUUUCUCGACACAAUCACAGUAAUUAACUGUGAAAAAUUUAGCUUUAGUAAAUUCAGAGAAAUUUUUCAGCGCUGCCUCUUGGACUAUUAUAGAAAAUUAAACAAAUAAAUUAAACAAAGGAAUUAAAUCUUGAAAUAGUUCCGUUUUUAUUCUUUUUUAUUCUAUUAGCAAUACAUUGUAUGUCGUGACGAGACAUCUUGUAACGCGACAGUUCGUAACCUCACAAAUGGUAACUGAUAAUUCGUAACGGUGACAGUUCGUAACUAUACAAAUUCGUAACGGUACAAUCCGUAUAUUCAAAAUUAUAUUAUUCUGUUUAUUUCUGUUAAUGUGGAAACUAACUUUUAUUACAUUUAUAAUUGAAAUUACGUUUAUUAAUUUCACGCAUUAAGAGGAAACAGUAGCGAUCAACAGGUAGCGAAAACGCGUUCCAAGAUUGCGGCUGUCAUUUUGAAUAUUUUUUCGAGAUAUUUGGCACACGUAUUCGUAAUAUAAUAAAGAAUGGCGGUACAGAGCCCAAUUUGAAAAAUAUAUUAAUAUGUGGAAAUUACUCUGUAAUUAAAUACAAUAUUAAAAAAACGAGCCUGUACCGCCAUUAAGAAGAACAAAAAAAUACACUUUCUUCGAAUAAACUUUUUUUAUCCGAUGCCUAGAUUUUGUGUCAUUUUGGAACUACUAAAUUUUUUUAUUUCAUUAGUAGUUCCAAAAUGACACAAAAUCUAGGCAUCGGAUAAAAAAGUUUAUUUGAAGAAAGUGUAUUUUUUUGUUCUUCUUAAUGGCGGUACAGGCUCGCUUUUUUAAUAUUGUAUUUAAUUAAAGAGUAAUUUCCCCAUAUUAAUAUAAUUUUCAAAUUGGGCUCUGUACCGCCAUUCUUUAUUAUAUUACGAAUACGUGUGCUAAAUAUCUCGAAAAAAUAUUCAAAAUUACAGUCGCAACCUUGGAACGCGUUUUGGCUACCUGUUGAUCGCUACUGUAUCACCUUAAUGUAAAAUUGAUCUUAGAAUAAACAUAAUCGUAGUAAUAUAAAUUGUAUUAAUUUAUUAUGUAGUAAAUACAUUAUUACUAUACUGUU